Molecule: messenger RNA, 765 nt
Organism: Paramuricea clavata
Lineage: Eukaryota; Metazoa; Cnidaria; Anthozoa; Malacalcyonacea; Plexauridae
Source: the annotation of a GenBank genome assembly
AUGUGCGAUAACAAGGAAAAGUCGAACGAACUUCAAGUAAUUAAAGCGAAUGUAUGCGAGUUAAUUAAUGCAAGAGGAAAGUACAUUCAGAUAAACAAGGUCGAUGCUCAAACAGGGGUUAGCGAAGUUAUACAAAGGUCUGAAUUGUCUGUCCCUGAAGUGAGACAUAUGGGAAAUCGUCCAACAGUUGCUGAAAGUAUACAGUUCAACAAUAAUAGUCCUUGUCGUGUGAAAGAAUUUGCCGCAGACGUAUGUAUUUUAGACUGUAAGGAAAACGAUAAAAGUAUCUCGGACAUUAGCGUAAUCAUGCAUGAGGAUAGGCGAACAAUAGAAACUAAACAACCGCACAAAAACGAAGAUAAAAGGCCGAAACCUCAUAAUACAAAUUUAUGUAAAAAUGCAGCGCCUAACCUUUCUUCCGACGUCCGCAAUAACGAUAAGCAACAUGGCGAUUUACAUACAUCUAAUACAUCCUUAAAUAACAAUCCCAAUAAUGAAGUUCCUAGCCCGCAACGACAAAAUUCUACUAUUCCCGUUCGCAUUACUAACAGAGGCCAUGUAACACCAAAUCGAACAGAACCCUUUCAAACCCGUAAAAAAUAUGUCCGAAGUUGUGCCCACAACAAUCAACGAUCUAAUGGCGGGCCAUUGGGGUCUCAUUAUGGACCGUUGUGUAGCACGAAUCUGAAUGAAUCUAAUGUAGAUUUUUUCGUACAGUACCUGUGCGGAAACCGAAAGAUCCUUGUUUGCCCAGGAAAAUAUUGA